Molecule: messenger RNA, 3866 nt
Organism: Diceros bicornis minor
Lineage: Eukaryota; Metazoa; Chordata; Mammalia; Perissodactyla; Rhinocerotidae
Gene: CAMK2B
Product: calcium/calmodulin dependent protein kinase II beta
Exons: 24
Coding region: 30-1970 (646 amino acids)
Biological process (GO): protein phosphorylation
Cellular component (GO): neuron projection; cytoplasm
Molecular function (GO): ATP binding; calmodulin binding; calcium/calmodulin-dependent protein kinase activity
Source: RefSeq, a predicted model, not a curated record
AGCGCACGCCGAGCCCGUCCGUCGCCGCCAUGGCCACCACGGUGACCUGCACCCGCUUCACCGACGAGUACCAGCUCUACGAGGAUAUUGGCAAAGGGGCUUUCUCUGUGGUCCGACGCUGCGUCAAGCUCUGCACCGGCCACGAGUACGCAGCCAAGAUCAUCAACACCAAGAAGCUGUCGGCCAGAGAUCACCAGAAGCUGGAGAGAGAGGCGCGAAUCUGCCGCCUUCUGAAGCAUUCUAACAUCGUGCGCCUUCACGACAGCAUCUCCGAGGAGGGGUUCCACUACCUGGUCUUCGAUCUGGUCACUGGUGGGGAGCUCUUUGAGGACAUUGUGGCAAGAGAGUACUACAGUGAGGCGGACGCCAGUCACUGCAUCCAGCAGAUCCUGGAGGCGGUUCUCCAUUGCCACCAAAUGGGGGUCGUCCACAGGGACCUCAAGCCCGAGAAUCUGCUCCUGGCCAGCAAGUGCAAAGGGGCCGCAGUGAAGCUGGCGGACUUUGGCCUGGCUAUCGAGGUGCAGGGGGACCAGCAGGCCUGGUUUGGGUUCGCUGGCACACCAGGCUACCUAUCCCCAGAGGUCCUGCGCAAGGAGGCAUAUGGCAAGCCAGUGGACAUCUGGGCAUGCGGGGUGAUCCUGUACAUCCUGCUUGUGGGCUACCCGCCCUUCUGGGAUGAGGACCAGCACAAGCUGUACCAGCAGAUCAAGGCUGGCGCCUACGACUUCCCAUCCCCCGAGUGGGACACGGUCACUCCUGAAGCCAAAAACCUCAUCAACCAGAUGUUGACCAUCAACCCUGCCAAGCGCAUCACAGCGCAUGAGGCGCUGAAGCACCCGUGGGUCUGUCAACGCUCUACUGUGGCCUCCAUGAUGCACAGGCAGGAGACUGUGGAGUGCCUGAAGAAGUUCAAUGCCCGGAGGAAGCUCAAGGGUGCCAUCCUCACCACCAUGUUGGCCACGAGAAAUUUCUCAGUGGGCAGACAGACCACCGCUCCGGCCACAGUGUCCGCCACGGCCUCCGGCACCACCAUGGGGCUGGUGGAACAAGCAGCCAAGAGUCUACUCAACAAAAAGGCAGAUGGAGUCAAGCCCCAGACGAAUAGCACCAAAAACAGUGCAGCGGCCACCAGCCCCAAGGGGACGCUUCCUCCGGCCGCCCUGGAGCCUCAAACCACGGUCAUUCAUAACCCAGUGGACGGGAUAAAGGAGUCAUCCGACAGCACCCACACCACCAUAGAAGACGAGGACACAAAAGUCCCCAGGGUCCCUGACAUCCUGAGCUCCGUGAGGAGGGCCUCAGGGACCCCAGAAGCCGAGGGUCCCCUGCCCUGCCUGUCUCCAGCUCCCAUUAGCCCCCUGCCCACCCCGUCCCCCAGGAUCUCUGACAUCCUGAGCUCUGUGAGGAGGGGCUUGGGGACCCCGGAAGCCGAGGGCCCCCUGCCCGCCCCGUCCCCCAGGAUCUCUGACAUCCUGAACACAGUGAGGAGGGGCUCGGGGACCCCAGAAGCUGAGGGCCCCCAGCCCUGCCUGUCUCCGGCUCUCCCAGGCCCCCCACCCACCCCGACGCGGAAGCAGGAGAUCAUCAAGAUCACGGAGCAGCUCAUCGAGGCUGUCAACAACGGCGACUUUGAGGCCUACGCGAAAAUCUGCGACCCAGGCCUGACCUCAUUUGAGCCUGAAGCUCUGGGCAACCUGGUGGAAGGGAUGGACUUCCACAGAUUCUACUUUGAGAACUUGCUCGCCAAGAACAGCAAGCCGAUCCACACGACCAUCCUGAACCCACACGUGCACGUCAUUGGCGAGGACGCUGCGUGCAUCGCCUACAUCCGCCUCACGCAGUACAUCGAUGGGCAGGGCCGGCCCCGCACCAGCCAGUCCGAGGAGACCCGCGUGUGGCACCGCCGUGACGGCAAGUGGCAGAAUGUGCACUUCCACUGCUCGGGCGCGCCCGUGGCCCCGCUGCAGUGAAGAGCUGCCGCUGGUUUCGCGGGACAGACUCGGUGUUUGGAGCCCAGCCGCCCUCCGGGCGCACGGCCUGCCUGUCGCAUGUUUGUGUCUGCCUCGUUCCUCCCCUGGUGCCUGUGUCUGCAGAAAACCAAGAGCAGAUGUAAUUCUUUUUAAAAACAAGACGACAACGACAACCAAACACAAAAAUUGAUGUUGGAUGGAACAGAAAAAAACAGUGGAAAAAGGUGUAAAAAGCACUAGUGUUUGUGGGGCUUCGAACCAACCAGCUGCUCCCCACCCAAGCUCUGCGUGUCUGCCUGCUCCUGGCCCCGGGACAGGCCAGGGCAGUGAGCUUGUCCACAGCGGCCUGUCGCCCAUGGAACAGCCUUUGUUAGGUGGCGCUGCCCCCAAGGUGUCUGCACCCUCCCUGCCUUGCGCGCGUGGCUUGCUGUCAGCAGUGUCGGGUGUCGUCAGGGGAGGCUGUGGGGCUGCAGGGGGCCUGAGUGGCUGUCGUCUCUCCUGCUUCCCUUCCUUUCCUCCAAGAGGGCAGAGGUGUGGGCUCCCUCCGUGCCCAGUGUCCUGGCGCCCCCAGCACGGAGGAGCAGUGCAGAGGAUGACGAGAGAGCCAUCUGAGAAGCCUCCACAGGCCCAGGGCUGCAGCUCUGGUCCUUCUGGGGUCAGCCAGGCACAGAGGGGACACAUCUUCGUUUCAGACCUCACACCUGGCAAGAGACGUGCUGAGGGGACACCAUUGGCUGCAGCCUGUGGGGAGGGGACCCCUGGGUUGGCCUCCCUCCUGUUCAGGGUGCCUCUCCCUUUCUGCCUGCUCUGCCCCCGCCUGUGAGGCCACAGAGGGGCGUGGGCCUCAAGUCCCCAGGGCUCUGGGCUUGGUCAUGACACAGGAAGGAGAGAGGAGUCAGAAGGUGGAUGAGUGGCUCCCCGGCUCCCGGCUGAGGUGGGGGUCCAGGCAGGUAUUUGCUUUCGGAGUCUGGACCUGGAGCAGAAGGGAAAGAGGGCUGCACUGGACUCGAGGAGGCUACAGUGUGUGACGGGGACCCUGAGAUGUGGAGACAGCAGGCUAGGUUCACCUUGGGGUCCCCCUGCGUGCUGGUGGUGGUCACUGUGGCUAUACUCGGGGACGGGCUGCGUGGUCAGAUGGCCGCAGAGAGAGCCGAGGGCCGUCUGCCAGGGUGGAGAUGGGUCUGGCCCGGCCUGCUGGGUUAUGGUUGGGGGUGGUCAGGGGCCGUGACCCCGGAAGUGCAGGGACUCUCUCCCAACACCUGCCCCCCUUCAAUUCACAUUGUUUUCAACAAGGAUUUUCUUUAUCUUCCCACACAAAUCAAGCCAAGGGAGGGCACGGAGUGGGAGGCAGGACACAGGAUGCUGAUCUCCAAGGGGACUCUCCAUCGACAGACACUCACCUGCCUGUCCACAGCUGUGCUCAGGACAGCUGUCCCCACCCAUGGACACAGGGUAAACAUCUGCCGGGCUCCCUGGGCCUCAGGCAGCGGCAGGGCUCACCAUGGACAGCGUGUGGCCCGGCCAGCCUCCCCUCCUGGGGCCUCCUCUCUUUCUCUCCCCCUCCUGGUAUCUCCACAAAGCUGCCUGUCUGGGAUAAUUUGGGGAUUUUUUUCUGCGGGAUAGUUCUUCUGCAUGACCCCUCACGAGCAAGCCACACCUGCUCUUCUAGCUAGAUGUCCGCGUGUGGCGGCAGCAGCAGCCCGCCCUGCAGGGUCAGCUGCCCGUGGUGCUGGCCGGCCUUUCCUUUUCUCUCUUUUUGCUGAGUUUCAUUGUCUUUUCUUUCUGAGCCUUGUAAGUGUACAAAAAUUAUUUUGUUCUGUCUCGGGAAACUGCAAAUAAAAGAAAACCAGGACAAACUGCUUCAGGUCCAGCUGAUGCUUUAUGCCAGGUCCCUGC